This is a messenger RNA of Diaporthe amygdali, 1494 nucleotides long. RefSeq lists its product as uncharacterized. The coding region runs from base 1 to 1494 and encodes 497 amino acids. Lineage: Eukaryota; Fungi; Ascomycota; Sordariomycetes; Diaporthales; Diaporthaceae. The transcript has 6 exons. The record is from RefSeq and is a predicted model, not a curated record.
AUGGAAGAAGACGGCAUUGAUUUCGCCUCUGGCGACGAAGCUGUAACCGGGCAUGUCGGUGCCCAAAUCCAGGAGGACAUCCAGCAGUGUGUUCUAUGCCAUUACACCAACGCCUAUUCGUCUCUAGAAUUAAGACGACAGGAGAUUGGCUAUCAUAGCUUAUCAUUUGCAAUUCUUGCAGCCUCGUCGUUGCCCGACGAAUUGGAUGCCAACCCCCCGGCCUCUGAUUGCGGAAAUCGCAGGACCUCACACGAGACAUUAUAUCCCGAGCUCCAUGACCCGAUGCUUCACAUCAUCAGGGGUUGGCUGCAAAUACCCAGAUACGCACAGAAUCAGGGUGAUAUGUUUCUCACAUUAAGUUAUUCGCUCUGUACAACCUCAGUCAAAGAUAUCACUUCGCUCCCACGCGUGACAUAUAAUUCGACACGCCGCAGAAUGGCUUCGAGUCUGGCACUCACCAUCGAGCCCCGGCAGUGCCAAGUCUGCCACAAACGCUCGGACAUACAGCGCUGCGGCGGCUGCAAGGUCGUCUACUACUGCAGCCGCGAGCACCAGGUCAGCGAUCGGAGAAGUCACAAGGGCGGGUGCGCCGCCGUGAAAAAGGCCCUUGCCGACCUGGUCCGGGAGGAGGACCAGCUUCGCAACACGCCGGGCGAUGGCUUCUCCAUGCCCGACAACGUCUUCGAGGAGGGUGCUGGUCACUUUUGGGGUAUCCUAGGCACGCGUAACUACAUGCGCGCGCGCUACGGCGUCGUGGACAAUAUGCUGAUGCACUUCUUCGACACUAUUGAUGCCGUGCAGACCUCGCUCGACCACCUGAUUGACAUGCUUCACCUGAACCGCUGCGACGACAUGGGCUUGAACACCAUUGCGCCUGCCCUCUACCUCCGCCUCGGGCGCGAUCAGGAGUGCUACGACUUCCUCAAAUGGUGGUCCACGGCAGAGCAUUACGACUGGGACGAUAUGGAUGCGCCGUAUCUCGACGUCAAGGGUGCGGAUGUCUUCGAGCCGCCCGAGGCUUCCUGGACUAGCCAAUCCUUCUGGACCAGCCAGCCCUCGGACCUGAGCCACUUCGUCUGCUUGACUCUCAUCAAGGUGCGCAUCCUGCUCGAUUUGCAGCAAAUGCAGAACGCGACGCGUGCCUUCCAAGGGUCUAUGCCGCGUGAGCUGAUCGACAAGGUCCGCGGCCAGGAACUGGUGAGCAGCGUCGUGGCCUCGAGGCAGGAUAUCGUCCAGGCUUCAGCGGAGGAAACCGCAGAGCUGGUGCGGCUAGUCAAGAAACAGGUUAAAGCAUUGUUCGACACUGUCUCGCGUGUCAGCCCGACUUUCUGGUCUCUACUGGUAGAUCCAGACAGCGUUCCUUCUAAUAGACCGAAAGCGUACUCGCUAGGCUCCAUGGAGGUGGCCUUCGUCACGCUCACGUACAACUAUGGAUCGUGGAAGGAGACACCAGGCUCUAUUGAAGUUAUCAAAGGAUUGAUGGAGGCUGCGUGA